AUGAACUCCUCAACAAGUCUAGCAUAUGUAUAUGGAGAAUGGCUUCCUGUGUGCUUGGAGAAAUAUUUUCUUCCUGCAGUCUUAUGGCCAUUACUGGCAUUAGUAGCAGUUCCUCUCUGGAUUUUCUUCUAUAUCUACCUAUCUGUUUUUAUUGUCCUGGCCUAUGAAAUAUCUACUAAAGUUAAGGAAGAGACCCAUAAAAGCUGCCAUUUUAUUUUGGGAUAUCUCUGGGACUUCUUUGGAAGAAUAUGGCAUGGUUAUGAAAUACAUGGAAUAGAAAAUCUACCAGAUGGACCAUGCCUUAUUAUUUAUUAUCAUGCUGCACUUCCUAUAGAUUACAUUUUCUUUCUAGCAAGGAUUUUUUUCCUGAAGAAUAGACUGUGCUGUCACACAGUGGUCGAUCGUUUUGUCCUUAAGUUCCCAGGCUUAAGAAUGCUUUCCAGGAAUCUGAAAAUGAUGACUGGUACAAAGGAAGAAUGUCUUUGUGCCCUGAAGAAUGGUGAUUGGGUGGCUAUUGCACCAGGGGGAACACGAGAAGCCAUCUUUAGUGAUGAAACCUACAAAACUAUAUGGGGUAAACGGACAGGUUUUGCAAAAGUUGCUAUAGAAGCACGAGUGCCUAUAAUCCCAAUGUUUACAGAGAAUAGUCGUGAGGGGUACAGGACACUUGGAAGAAUAAGACUGCUGAAAAAUUUAUAUGAAUAUAUUCGAUGGCCACUAAUUUUUCUGUAUGGUGGGUUUCCAGUGAAAUGGCGUACACAUGUUGGACAGCCCAUACCAUAUGAACCAAAUAUAACUGCUGAAGAGCUGGUAGAAAAGGCGCAAAAUGCUUUACAGAGUUUAAUAAACAAACACCAGAAACUCCCAGCAAGCAUAAGAAGAGGUCUGUUGGAACGAUUUCAUAACAAGAAAAAAAUUUCUAAGAAACAUCUUCCAGGUUACCCACUGUGUUCCAAAUGCUGUACUUUGAUGGGAAGCAGAA
Molecule: messenger RNA, 982 nt
Organism: Python bivittatus (Burmese python)
Lineage: Eukaryota; Metazoa; Chordata; Lepidosauria; Squamata; Pythonidae
Product: DGAT1/2-independent enzyme synthesizing storage lipids-like
Cellular component (GO): membrane
Molecular function (GO): acyltransferase activity
Source: RefSeq, a predicted model, not a curated record